AUGGAGGCUAAGGAGGCAUUGAUGUGUGUUGGGGAAGCUCAUUGCCUCGCAGAAGCUAAGAACUUGGAGGAUUGGGCGUUAGAAGAAUCUGGUAUCCACAGAUCGAUGGCUUCGAAAGUGCUGGCCAACUAUUCCCGCACACCAAUAGCGAGGAAACCUGGCAGCAAUAUGCAGAAGCUGAAGAGCCUCCUCGGGAUGAUCUUCCAGGACUCACUUGCAGUGAUCCUGGCGGCUUGUAGAGAUCGGUCACAGAAAGUAUCAGGGAAGUCAAAAUCUGAAUUGUCUGCAGGAUGCAGGGGUGUCCAAAAAGACAAGAUCCAUUCGACGGCCAGAGUUGAAGAAGGCCGCUCCCUUUGUGAAGUUGAGAAGCAAGUCGACGAGACAGGACAGCAGGAGACAGAGGAGAAGGCUACUGAUGGAGAAGAUUCAGAUGUUCUACUGGUGGAGGAGGAGGAGGAAGAAGAUUUUACCGACGAUGAAAUGCUGGAGAAUCCAGAAAAUGGACAGCAGACCGAAGACAAAAAGAACAACAAGGAGGAGAUGAGGAAAGCCGAAGAUGCAAAGAUGGCAGAAGAGGAGGAGAAAAAGAAAGUGGAAGAUGCAAAGAAGGCCGCAGAGGAGGAGAGAAAGAAAGUUGAAGAUGCAAAGAAGGCAGAAGAGAAAGAGAGAAAGAAGGCAGAAGAUGUAAAGAAGGCAGCAGAGGAGAGGAAGAAGGCAGAAGAUGCAAAGAAGGCAGCAGAGGAGGUGAGAAGGAAAGCAGAAGAGGCAAAGAAGGCAGAAGAGGAGGAGAGAAAGAAAGUUGAAGAUGCAAAGAAGGCCGCAGAGGAGGAGAGAAAGAAGGCAGAAGAUGCAAAGAAGGCCGCAGAGGAGGAGAGAAAGAAGGCAGAAGAUGUAAAGAAGGCAGCAGAGGAGGAGAGAAGGAAAGUUGAAGAUGCAAAGAAGGCCGCAGAGGAGGAGAGAAAGAAGGCAGAAGAUGCAAAGAAGGCAGAAGAGGAGGAGAGAAGGAAAGUUGAAGAUGCAAAGAAGGCCGCAGAGAAGGAGAGAAAUAAGGCAGAAGAUGCAAAGAAGGCAGAAGAGGAUGAGAGAAAGAAAGUUGAAGAUGCAAAGAAGGCCGCAGAGGAGGAGAGAAUGAAUGCAGAGAGGAAAGCCAAAGAGAAGCCUGCAAAGCUCAUUGAAGAGAAGAAAGAACAGCUUCAACGUCAAGAGGAAAAAAAAGAACAGAGCCAAAUUAAAUUGGCAAAAGAGGCUUCGGAAAAGAAAGAAGCAGCAAAACACCAGGCUGAAAAGAAGAGAGCAAUUGAAGCGGAGGGUGGAGCAAUGGCAGUGGCCACAGGAUUAGCUUUCAAGCUUUACGAUGCCUUGCAACUCCUGGAGGAUUCACCUGAGAACAGAGACUUCAAGACCGAAGUGUUGGACUAUUUGUGUGGCAAAACGGAGGUGACGUUGGCCAACAAUGAUGAAAUAGACGUUGGGAGUGAUGAGGAAGACAGAAACAACAAGGAAAAGGGAACCUACCAGGAUACAAAGCCCUUGGUCCCCACCGUUCCAGAUCUUGCUGGGGAUCUUCAAGAAGACCAAGGGGACGAUGCGGUACAAAGACUUCUGCAGGAGCAAAGAGACAUCCGAGCAAAAAGAAAACAAGCCUUAGCUGAGAGGGAAGCUGUACCGAAGAAAAGGGGCAGGCCAGCCAAGGAUGGCAAACAGCCAAAGAAAGAUAUGAAGCAAGAGGAAGAUGAAGCAGAUGACAAAGAUGAAGUACUGUCCAUGGAAGAGGCACUGGCCGACCAAGAUGAGCAGCUGAGACUGGAGAGAGAAAAAGAAGAGGAAGAGAAGAAGCCUAAGACCACCCGCAAGCGCAAAGGAAAAGACAAUACUGGCAAAGGAAAAGACAAUGGAAAGCGAGCAAAGAAGAAGGCUGCUCAUGAUGAGGAGAAUCCUGAUGAAGAGAGGAGCCCAGAAGAGGAGAAAAAACCGAACAAAGGACCCGGGGAGGCAGUCGACCAGGCUGCUGCCGAGCGGAGAAAGCAUGCACGAGAGGAGCUUGUUUCCAAACAUCUGCCCUUGGUUCGGCGCCUGGCAACCAAGAAAGUCAUGUAUGAGCUUGCUGGCAGUUCGUUCUUCGUUGUGCGGGCCAACGAAGACCAAAUCAAAGAGGUCAACAAGUUUUUCCAGACUGACUUUGAGGUCAACUCCAAUAGGGGUGUCACCAUUACAUGGGCCAAGAAUGGUGGAAUCUGUGAAGCGCUGGAAGCUAAGUGGCACUUGGCCCGUUGCCUCGCUGGCUGGCUGAAGCACUCGGAGUUUGGCCCUUUUGAAAAGGGCCAGUAUCCUGGAAGCUAA
Cladocopium goreaui is the source of this 2340-nucleotide messenger RNA. The record is from the annotation of a GenBank genome assembly. Lineage: Eukaryota; Dinophyceae; Suessiales; Symbiodiniaceae.